Molecule: messenger RNA, 1671 nt
Organism: Sabethes cyaneus
Lineage: Eukaryota; Metazoa; Arthropoda; Insecta; Diptera; Culicidae
Gene: Taf7
Product: transcription initiation factor TFIID subunit 7
Exons: 4
Coding region: 135-1322 (395 amino acids)
Biological process (GO): transcription initiation at RNA polymerase II promoter; RNA polymerase II preinitiation complex assembly
Cellular component (GO): transcription factor TFIID complex
Molecular function (GO): RNA polymerase II general transcription initiation factor activity
Source: RefSeq, a predicted model, not a curated record
UAGCAGGAUUUUUUCUAGAGCUGUUUUCUUUUCAGCUGGAUACUAGGCUUUACAUAGCGAUUGGCUCUGGCGGCUUCUGUGCUGUGAAAGAAUUUUAUUUUGUGACAUUUAAAUUGGUGAUUGUUAGUUUUAACAUGCCAGAAAAACCUAUUAAAUCUGAGCCGAAAAGGGAUGAAGUUGAACUGGAAACGCAAUUCAUAAUGCGGAUACCACCGGAACCGGCCAAAACUUUGCGAGAAGCAAUCCAAAGUGGAGCAAAUAAUCUAAAGGAUCGUCUCAAUAUUCGUCUGGAUACAGAUUUACGGUACGGUGAGGUUCGUUUAGACCAUUGGUUGCUACAUGCUAAAGUCGUUGAUCUACCGACUAUCGUCGAAACAUUAAAAACUAUCGACGGGAAAAACUUUUAUAAAACAGCUGAUUUAUGCCAACUGAUGAUUUGUAAAGAAGAACCUGAUCUCCCUUCUGCUGAAGAGGAGUCACCAGCAAAAAAUAAGAAAAAAGAUCCAAAUAAGGUAGAUAAAAAGUUUUUGUGGCCGCACGGAAUUACGCCUCCGUGUAAAAAUGUUCGCAAGCGUCGUUUUCGGAAAACACUAAAGAAAAAAUAUGUUGAAGCACCAGAAAUUGAAAAGGAAGUUAAACGUUUGCUGCGUGUCGAUAACGAGGCAGUGCAUGUAAAGUGGGAUCUUAUUACGGAAGAGGAGGAUCCAAAUAAAGCUGUCUCGGAAACGAAACACGAUGCAAGUGCUCCGAAUAAAAGUCCUUCGAAAGCAGGUAAAAAAGGAGCUACCACCAGCAAAGACGUGGGAGAGCAUGAAAUUUUUGGAGAGGAAGUUUCCGAUUCAGACGAGGACGAAAACCCUAUUAAUAAGAACAUCGAUAUCGAUGAAAGUAGCCGACUAUCGGCAGAAGCUGAAGAUAGCCGUAUGUCCGAUUCAAGUUCCUGUCAGGGAACUCAGUCGUCAGAUAAGAAUCUUACAGUUGAAUUCAGUAAGAGCAUGUUCAGCACUGUGUCUAGCAGUGGUGGUUCACGCUCACGGAAAUUCGAAACGGCCUCAGUGUCUAAAUAUGGCGAUAAUUCCCGGCUGGAUUCAGAUAAUGACUCAACGGAUUUCACGCCAUCAUCACGAGACUUGAUUAGCAAUCGCAUGUAUGAACUUCGACGACAGUUAAGCGAUUUAAAAACACAGAGAAGUCAAAAAGAACAAGAAAUUCGCACUAUCGAAAACCAGACGCUUCGCCAACGUUUGCAAGAUAAUCUGGACAGUUUACUGAGCCAGAUUGUCGAGAAGGAAAUGGAGGUUCAAGAACUGGAGAUGAUGUAGAUUUGAACUUGGAUGCUACUAUCACUGUUUCAUCAAUUUCAUUUAUGCAACACUUUCUGCUGUGUGUGUGGUGUUCUAGAGAUAACGCUAGCUUAAGGCUGGUUUAAACUAUACUUUUUGAAAUUAUUUCAACUAAGGGCAUUACAUUAUUCUUUCAACGCUCUAUAACCUUAAGUUUAUCUGAUUUGUCAAUUAUGAUAACGUUUACGCAGCCUCAUAAAUUUUAUAUAUUAAACUAGCCUGCAGAAACGAUUAUCACUAUUGGUACUAUUGACUUUUUCUUGCUUUCGUGCCACCGUAAGAACACCACAAUAAUAAAAUUGGUGGACAAGACACAAACACGUAUCAC